Lolium perenne is the source of this 1410-nucleotide messenger RNA. Its product is annotated as putative disease resistance RPP13-like protein 2. Lineage: Eukaryota; Viridiplantae; Streptophyta; Magnoliopsida; Poales; Poaceae. The record is from RefSeq and is a predicted model, not a curated record.
AUGGAGAAAGUGGGGCAGCAAUACUUAAAGGAGUUGGUCGCUAGGCAUUUGGUUAGUCUUACUCUGAUGGACUAUCUCAUCUGCGAUAAUGAGUUUGUCACCAUCCAUGAGCAUAUCCAUGCAUUUCUGUGCUUUCAAGCGCAGGAUACAAAUUUUGUUGAAGUCCAUGGUGGUGACGAUUUCCUCCCUUUGGCAUCUGCUCGCCGCCUCUCUUUACAGAACAACAUUAGCAAAUAUGCUGCUCUUGACAACCACAUGCCAAAGCUCUGGUCCGUACUAGCUUGCUUUGAGAAAGAUGAAGACACUGGAGAGGAAGAAUUUAUCACAGCUGGAAAGAGUCUGAUAUGUUCAAGUCUAUCAAGUCAUGGAGCCAAAUCCAAGAGACGCAACAAUUCGUACAUACGACAACUGUUGCAAGGAUCCCAUUUCCUCCGUGUCAUCAACAUACAGGGCCUUGAGGUUGGUCUUAAGUUACCAAAUGAAAUUGGCAAUGUUUUGCAUUUGCAGUACCUCGGUAUUAAAUCAUGUUCCUUGAGGGAGAUCCCACCAUCAAUUGGAAGGCUCAUAAAUCUUCAAACACUAGAUGUCAGAGGCACAAAUGUCACGGAGCUCCCUGAAUCAUUCUGGCAGAUUUUGACUCUCCGGCAUGUAUUUGGUGAUGGAAUCAUCCUUCCUAGGAGGGUUGGCAGGCUGAAGUACAUACAAACACUUGAGAGCGUAACACCAGAUGAAAAGAUUGGAUGGGAUGAAAAUACCCUUGCAGAAAUGUUAUAUCUUAGUUGUUUGUUCAUUUGGAAACUGUCGGCGCUCAACAAAGACAAUUUGCUAGCAGCUCUCAACAAACUCAUUCAUCUCAAGUUGCUUAACCUAAAGGGUGACGUUGUUCCGUCAAUUGUGUUUACUCAAUCAUUGCCACGCCUAGAGAUUAUGGAAAUAAAAGGAAGGCUUGAUAUGACAUCUGAAAUAAACGGCAUUUGCAAGUCACUGCCCAAUCUCACUCAGCUGUCUCUAGAAAACACAGAGAUCUCACAGGAUUUUAUUGACGAGCUGGCAAUGUUGCCUUUCCUAAUUGAUAUUGCCUUGUAUACAGGCUCGUACAGAGGGAAUAAGCUUACCUUCAAAGCUCGUGGGUUUCACAAACUGAGGACAAUGGUGAUAGGCUUGGAAAAAUUGAAGACCCUAGAAAUAGAAGACUCUGCACUUCCCAUGAUAGAGGAUCCUCAUAUUUAUGUCUACUCCAAUGAUUUUGAAAUUUUGAUCCAUGGAAAACGACCAAAAAUUGUCGAAAAAAUCAGAAUUGAAGAUGAAAAUGUUUUUAAGAAGAUCAAAAUGAUAUCUUUUGAUACUGAUAUAUUUCCUUUAUCGAAAAAAGAAGAUCAAAAUGAACAGGGAAAUGGAGUUCGACAAUGA